Molecule: messenger RNA, 4373 nt
Organism: Oryzias melastigma (Indian medaka)
Lineage: Eukaryota; Metazoa; Chordata; Actinopteri; Beloniformes; Adrianichthyidae
Gene: eif3s10
Product: eukaryotic translation initiation factor 3, subunit 10 (theta)
Exons: 22
Coding region: 159-3938 (1259 amino acids)
Biological process (GO): formation of cytoplasmic translation initiation complex; translation reinitiation
Cellular component (GO): multi-eIF complex; eukaryotic translation initiation factor 3 complex, eIF3e; eukaryotic translation initiation factor 3 complex, eIF3m
Molecular function (GO): mRNA binding; translation initiation factor activity
Source: RefSeq, a predicted model, not a curated record
UGUCGUGAGCAGAAUCUGGCAACGCCAGCUAGGCCGUUCCAUGUAACCUCUUUUUCUUAGCCAGCGCAUUUGCUGAGUUCGUGGCUUUGAUGGACUGGUGAUUUUCUCCAAAUUUGUUCAAAGUCAGCCCGUUUUGAAUAUCAGAAGAGUUAACCACCAUGCCGGCGUAUUUCCAGCGCCCAGAAAAUGCUCUCAAACGAGCGAACGAGUUCCUCGAGGUUGGUAAGAAGCAGCCAGCCUUGGAUGUGUUGUAUGAUGUCAUCAAGAGCAAGAAACAUCGAACAUGGCAGAAGAUCCACGAACCCAUCAUGCUCAAAUACCUGGAGCUCUGUGUGGAUCUUCGGAAGAGUCACCUGGCCAAAGAAGGACUCUACCAAUACAAGAACAUCUGCCAGCAGGUUAACAUCAAAUCCCUUGAGGAUGUGGUGAGGGCAUACCUGAAACUGGCCGAAGAGAAGACGGAGACUGCCAAGGAAGAGUCCCAGCAGAUGGUCCUUGACAUUGAGGACUUGGACAACAUCCAGACCCCAGAAAGCGUGCUCCUGAGCGCCGUGAGUGGAGAGGACACUCAAGACCGUACGGAUCGCCUCCUGCUCACUCCAUGGGUGAAGUUCUUGUGGGAGUCAUACCGCCAGUGCCUCGACCUUCUGAGGAAUAACUCCAAAGUGGAGCGUCUGUACCAUGACAUCGCCCAGCAAGCGUUCAAGUUCUGCCUCCAGUACACCCGCAAAGCAGAAUUUCGCAAACUUUGUGACAACCUGCGUAUGCAUCUUGGUCAAAUCCAACGACAUCACAACCAGAGCACAGCCAUCAACCUGAACAACCCGGAAAGCCAGUCCAUGCACCUGGAGACGCGCCUGGUGCAGCUGGACAGCGCCAUAAGCAUGGAGCUCUGGCAGGAAGCCUUUAAGGCCGUGGAGGACAUUCACGGGCUGUUUGCUCUCUCAAAAAAGCCCCCAAAACCUCAGCUUAUGGCUAACUAUUACAACAAAGUUUCCACUGUAUUUUGGAAGUCUGGGAAUGCUCUGUUCCAUUCUUGCACCCUUCACCGACUUUAUCACCUGUCCAGAGAAAUGCGCAAGAAUCUGACACAGGAAGAGAUGCAAAGGAUGUCCACCAGAGUCCUCCUGGCCACACUGUCGAUUCCUAUCACACCGGAGCGCACGGACAUCGCUCGACUGCUGGACAUGGACGGCAUUAUCGUGGAGAAACACCGGCGGCUGGCCACACUCCUGGGCCUGCAGUCUCCGCCCACUCGCCAGAGUCUGAUCAAUGACAUGGUACGAUUUAAUUUGCUCCAGUAUGUUGUACCGGAAGUGAAAGAGCUCUACAACUGGCUGGAGGUGGACUUCCAUCCUCUGAAGCUGAGUGGAAGAGUGACCAAGGUUUUGAACUGGGUCAGAGAUCAGGCUGAGAAGGAGCCGGACCUGCAGCAGUAUGUCCCCCACCUGCAGAACAACACCAUCCUACGGCUGCUGCAGCAGGUUGCACAGAUCUACCAAAGCAUCGAGUUCAGUCGUCUGGCCUCCCUGGUCCCGUUUGUAGAUGCUUUUCAGCUGGAGCGCUCCAUUGUGGAUGCAGCGCGUCACUGUGACCUGCAGGUCAGAAUUGAUCACACCUCUCGAACUCUGAGCUUCGGCUCAGAUCUGAACUACUCGACCAAAGAGGAUUCUCCUGUUGGUCCGUUCCUGCAAAACAUGCCGUCAGAGCAGAUCAGGAACCAGCUGACGGCCAUGUCUUCUUCUUUGGCCAAAGCUAUCCAUGUCAUCAAACCCGCCUCCAUCCUGCAAGAACGUGAGGAGCAGAGCCAGCAGGCCAUCGCUGCAUACCUGAAAAAUGCGCGUAAGGACCACCAACGCAUCCUGGCUCGCAGACAGACCAUCGAGGAGCGUAAGGAACGUCUGGAGAGCCUGAACAUCCAGAGAGAAAAGGAGGAGCUCGAGCAGCGAGAAGCCGAGAUGCAAAAGGUACGCAAAGCGGAGGAGGAGCGUCUGCGGCAGGAGGCCAAAGAAAGGGAGAAGGAGCGCAUGAUGCAGGAGUGUGAGCAGAUCAAGAAGAAGAACGUCCGUGAGCGUCUGGAGCAGAUCAAGAAGACUGAGCUUGGUGCCAAAGCCUUUAAGGACAUUGACAUCGAGGACCUGGAAGAACUGGAUCCGGACUUCAUCAUGGCCAAACAAGUGGAACAGCUGGAGAAAGAGAAGAAGGAGCUGCAAGAGCGUCUGAAGAAUCAGGAGAAAAAGAUCGACUACUUCGAGAGGGCGAAGCGCGUGGAGGAGAUCCCUCUGAUCAUAAAGGCCUAUGAAGAACAACGUGUUAAAGACAUGGAGCUGUGGGAGCUCCAAGAGGAGGAGCGGAUCAGUAAUCUGAAAAUCGAGCGGGAGAAAGCCCUGGAGCACAAGAAACGCAUGUCCAGGAUGGUGGAGGACAAGGAGAACUUCCUGUCCAAAAUAACGGCUGCGCGGAGCUUCAUUUAUGAGGAAAAGCUGAAAGCAUUCCAGGCUCGUUUAAUAGAGGAGAGGAAGAAACGUCUGGAGGACAGGAAGAGACAGCGCAAAGAAGAACGCCGCAACACUUUCUACCGCCAGAAGGAGGAGGAGGCGCAGCGGAUCCACGAGGAGCAACUCAAGAAAGAACGUGAAGAGCGUGAACGCCUGGAACAAGAGCAGCGAGAAGAGGAGGAGCGGGAAUACCAGGAGCGUCUACGCAAGCUGGAGGAGCAGGAGCGCAAACAGCGCGCUCGCCAAAAGGAGAUAGAAGAGCGAGAGCGCCGCCGCGAGGAGGAGAGGAAGGGCGCUACAGAGGAGAAGCCCAGAGACUGGGGGGAGCGAGGAGAAAAGGAUGAGGGCGGCUGGAGGAAGCGCACAGAAGGAGGCGAUUCCGAGUGGCGCCGUCCUGUUCCUGACAGGGACUGGAGGUCUGAGGGCCGAGAAGAAGAAAAUGAAGACAGAGAAGCCUCCUCCCUGAGGAGAGAAGGUCCUCGCAGAGGCGGAGAUGACCGAGCGCCUCGCAGAGUCUUUGACGACGACCGAGGCCCACGCCGUGGCGCUGAUGAAGACCGUCCUCAGCGCAGAGGCAUGGAUGAUGACCGUGGCCCGAGGCGUGGCUUUGAUGACGACCGCGGCCCGAGGCGCGGUUUUGAUGAUGAUCGCGGCCCGAGGCGUGGCUUUGAUGACGACCGUGGCCCAAGGCGUGGCUUUGAUGAUGAUCGCGGCCCUAGGCGUGGUUUUGAUGACGACCGCGGCCCGAGGCGGGGCUUUGAUGACGACCGUGGCCCGAGGCGUGGCUUUGAUGACGACAGAGGUCCCCGUAGAGGGAUGGAUGAGUCUCGCGCUCCCAGGCGUGGGGCUGAUGAUGACUGGGGCCCCAGAAGAGGAGGAGAUGAGGAAAGAGGCAGUAGGAGGGGCAUGGAUGAUGGACCACGCCGAGGUGGCGAUGACGCCAAACCCUGGAAACCCCUUGGCAGACCAGGCGGCUGGCGUGAGCGGGAGAAGGCCAGAGAGGAGAGCUGGGGACCGCCACGCGGGGGGGCUAAUGAUGAAGGAGAUGAGGAAGACGGAGAUGACAGAACAAGCGAUCGCUUCAAAGAACGCCGCCCCUACAGAGAGGAGAACACCUGGAGGAGAGGAGGAACCGAAGAGGGAGGAAGCAGCUGGAGAGAUUCCCGCAAGGAGGAAAAUGACCGUGAUGAUCGCCGUGAUCGUCGUGAUCGAGACCGGCGGGAUGACCGUGAGAACAGACCUCCACCCAGAGACCCUGAAGAAGGUGGCUCGUGGCGCCGUGGAGGGGAGGAGAAGCGGGAGGAACGGGACCGGGAACGACCCCGUGAAAGGGAGCGUGAAGCUGAUGGGGAGCGAGGGGCUUGGCGUGCUGACAAAGAAAACCCCCGCCGUACUAAGAACGAGACCGAUGAUGAUGGUUGGACCACCGUUCGCCGCUGAACAUCAUCUGCUCCAUUUAUCAGCUGCCAGCUGAUACCUUUGCUACUAGCUUCUGACAAAUUAUCUGUAGACCGUUAGCUCUCCUAAGGAUGUGUUUGGUUCCUGAUCUUCAGCUGCAAUAACCCCUCAGCUUAUUUGAGAUGCUGUCUCGGCCUCCCAUGGUUUUUACCCUAAAAUAAACUUAAUGGCAAAUGCUUCAUGCUAAUGUGAUUUAUCAUCAAAUAAAAUCAUAUUCUGGACUAGACGGAAAAGUUCUGUAGGAGAUGAGUUUGACUGGUGUCCUUCUGUCCACUGAAUUUGACCUUAACCUCCAGUUACCCAGAAGUGAGAAGUUUGAUGUGCAUGCCUGAAAUCAAACCACUGUUCUUCUGUUUCACUGCAUUCAGAUAUUUGUGAGCAGAAAACAGCCUUUAUUAAUAAACCUUUGAUCUCUGA